Messenger RNA from Lactuca saligna, 1838 nucleotides. The record is from the annotation of a GenBank genome assembly. Lineage: Eukaryota; Viridiplantae; Streptophyta; Magnoliopsida; Asterales; Asteraceae.
AUGUUUGCUGACUGUUUAUUGCAUUCAACGUGCUUGUCAAAGUCAAAACACAUCCGAGAUUCAUCUACAUUUUCUCCUGCUUCUUCGUUGAUUUCUUCCGCUAUCCUCCUGCUCUUUAAGAUGGGAGACGAGAGCCGAAGCUACACGGUGGAUGAUGCACUUGCAAGCGUAGGAUUUGGGAAGUUCCAAAUGCUUGUGCUUGCGUAUGCAGGGAUGGGUUGGAUUUCAGAAGCCAUGGAAAUGAUGCUUCUUUCGUUUGUGGGACCCGCACUUCAGUCUGCAUGGAAUCUUUCCUCGCAUGAACAAAGCAUGAUUACUAGUGUUGUCUUUGCUGGCAUGUUGGUUGGAGCAUAUUCAUGGGGUGUUGUUGCAGAUAAACAUGGAAGGAGGAAAGGAUUUCUUAUUACUGCAAUGGUUACUUCUGUGGCUGGUAUGCUUAGUGCUUUAGCUCCUAACUACGCAUGUCUCAUCAUUCUUCGCUGUCUUGUUGGAAUUGGUCUUGGAGGUGGGCCCGUCCUCUCUUCUUGGUUUCUAGAGUUCAUCCCUGCUCCAAGCAGAGGCACUUGGAUGGUUGUCUUUUCAGCUUUUUGGACUAUUGGAACUGUUUUUGAGGCUUCUGUUGCAUGGUUUGUGAUGCCAACAUUGGGAUGGAGAUGGUUACUUGCAUUCUCAUCUCUGCCUUCAUCUCUCCUCCUUGUAUUCUACCGUGUAGUCCCGGAAUCACCGCGAUAUUUAUGCUUAAAAGGAAGAACAAGUGAAGCCCUACGAAUCUUGGAAAAAGUUGCCAAGAUAAACGGGAAAUCACUUCCCUCUGGAAUCCUUGUUUCCGACAAUGAAAUCGAGUUGAAUGUCAAGUCAAUGGAAUCAGAAGAUGCACGCUUGCUCCCUCAGAGUAAUAAGCACACGGAUGAUGAAAAGCCGGAAGUUAUCGAUCAUAGUAAAAGUAACGUGUCAACAUUUGCGAUGUUGUUUUCACCGGAAUUGAUAAAGCCGACUUUGCUUUUAUGGGUGGUUUUCUUUGGGAAUGCUUUUUCUUAUUAUGGGCUUGUGCUUCUUACAACCGAGUUGCAUAAUGGUGCGAAUAAUUGUGGACAAAAUGGAUCACAAUCUCAAGGCUCCGAGGAGGUUAGCUAUAAAGACGUUUUCAUCACUAGUUUUGCAGAGUUCCCGGGACUUAUUAUAUCAGCUUUUACAAUCGAUAAACUGGGUCGAAAGCGCUCCAUGUCAACAAUGUUCUUCCUUUGUUGCAUUUUCUUGCUCCCAUUGACUUUCCAACAACCUCAAGCUCUCACAACAUUUCUUCUCUUUAUGGCUCGAAUAUGCAUCACAACAACCUUCACCGUGGUUUACAUUUUCGCCCCUGAGAUAUACCCGACAUCAGUGAGAACAACGGGUGUUGGGGUGGGGAGCUCGGUGGGGCGAAUUGGCGGCAUGCUAUGUCCGUUGGUGGCGGUGGGUUUGAUACAUGGCUGCCAUCAAACCGCCGCCAUCCUCCUCUUUGAAUUUGUUAUUUUUUCUUCGGGUGUUUGUGUCAUGCUUUUCCCCUUUGAGACAAGCGGAAGGGAACUCACUGAUUCUACAGUCCCUGAAACUGCAACCACUUUAGAAGUGGGUUGACUCACCGAUCGAUUGUUUGUAGUUUUUACUUUUUAGGAAAAAAAACACAAACACACACAUACAUACUAGCAACUUGUAAUUGAUUGAUUAUAUGAUAAUUGUAAUAUGUUUUAAAAUGGAGUAGAUUUGUAAUUUAUAUUCAUAUCUUGGCACUAUGUAUAAACAAGUCAAUUUGUUACAUUUUUAUUCAAAAUGUUAGUAAGUCCUAUUUUUACUACAAA